CUCUCGUUGGAGCAAGGUGAAAUAAAAUUGCGAGAAAAAUUCUGAGAUUUAUUCAAAAACAAAAAAAAAAAAAAUAAAAGACCUCAAUAUGGAUCUCACAACCCUGCUGAUGACCGCGGUCAUCCUGCUACUCAUGUAUGUGGGCUAUUUGCUGCACAAACGCUAUACCUACUGGGAGUCGCAGGGUAUAGCCUGUGACAAACCCAAUUGGCUGCUGGGCAGCCUCAGUGGAGCCAUGACCUCGAAAACCGUCGAACAAAUCCUAAGGGAGUACUAUGAAAAAUACAAAAAUUCUGGACCCUUUGUGGGCUUCUAUUGGUUCACCAAACCGGCAGCGUUUGUCACCGAUCCCCAGUUGCUGAAGCAAAUACUCAUCAAGGAUUUCUCCAAAUUCACCGAUCGUGGUUUGUACUGUAACGAAGAGGAUGAUCCCCUGUCGGGACAUCUCUUCAAUUUGGAUGGCAACAAAUGGAGGCAUAUGCGCACCAAAUUAACUCCCACCUUUACCUCGGGCAAAAUGAAGGGUAUGUUCCCAUUCGUCACAAAGCUGGGGCAAGACAUGGUUGAUGUGGUCGAGGAGAGAAUCACCACAGAUCCUGAUAUAGAUGUCAAAGAUUUGGCGGCAUGUUUUACCAUCGAUGUCAUUGGCAGCUGUGCCUUUGGCCUGGAAAUGAACUGUUUGAAGGGGAAAAAUCCCGAAUUUCGCAACAUGUGUCGUCGCGCUUUCGUGGUACAACGUUAUGGCGUUUUGGGUCUGGCCCUGCGUUUUGGCUUCCCCGAAUUAGCUCAUUAUUUGCGAAUAACCGAAACCAUGCCCGAUGUGGAGAAAUUCUUUAUGGACAUUGUCAGGGACACCAUGGAAAUGCGUGAGAAGAACAAUAUCAAACGGAACGAUUUCAUGGAAAUGUUGAUCGACAUGAAGAACAACAGGCUGAUGAAGAGUGAGGAUGGCGAAGAGUUGACCAACUUGACAUUUGGUCAGGUAGCGGCCCAGGCAUUUGUUUUUAUUUUGGCUGGCUUUGAGACUUCAUCGACGACAAUGAGUUUUGCUCUGUAUGAGCUGGCCCAGAAUCAGGAGUUCCAGGAUCGGGCAAGAGAGGAAAUUGUGUCGGUAUUGGAGAGACAUAAGGAGUUCAGCUAUGAGUGCUUGAAGGAAAUGGUGUACUUGGAUCAGGUUAUGCAAGAAACCCUUCGUCUCUACACCAUUGUGGUCUUCCUAAAUCGCCAAGCUGUCGAAGACUACCCGGUGCCGGGCAACAGCAAGUUGGUGAUUAAAAAGGAUAUGCCCGUUAUUAUCCCCGCCGGUGCCAUACAUCGCGAUGAGCGUUAUUUCCCCCAACCCAAUGUCUUCAAUCCGGACAAUUUUGCAGCCGAAAAGGUGGCGGCUCGUGAUUCGGUGCUGAAUUUAUCCUUUGGUGAUGGUCCACGCACCUGUAUUGGCAUGCGUUUUGGAAAAAUGCAAACCAUGAUUGGAUUGGCGUUGCUGUUGAAAAAUUUCAAAUUCUCUGUGUGUGAUAAGACGCAAAUUCCCGUAAAAUUGGAUAAGACAAAUUUCUUAGUGUCCGCAGAGGGCGCAGUCUUUUUGAAGGUGGAGAAAAUAUAACGAUAGAGAUUGAAUAAAUUAUAUAUGAAAAAUAUA
Messenger RNA from Musca domestica (house fly), 1639 nucleotides. Its product is annotated as probable cytochrome P450 6a21. Bases 89 to 1603 code for a protein of 504 amino acids. Gene Ontology annotation, molecular function: monooxygenase activity; oxidoreductase activity, acting on paired donors, with incorporation or reduction of molecular oxygen; heme binding. The transcript is spliced from 2 exons. Lineage: Eukaryota; Metazoa; Arthropoda; Insecta; Diptera; Muscidae. The record is from RefSeq and is a predicted model, not a curated record.